AUGGCUGGGUUCGUUGUGUUCUUGUCCUUGUUGGUGUCCUGUGUUUGGGGGAAUGAGUUUAGUAUUUUAAGAUCACCAGGAUCUGUUGUUUUUCGUGAUGGAAAUUGGCCUUUACCAGGAGAGAAGAUUCCAGAUGUGGUGUCAUUGUCCAUGGGCUUCUCUGUGAAAGAAAACCUUUCUUGGCCUGGCCUGGCAGUGGGCAACCUGUUCCAUCGUCCCCAGGCCAUUGUAAUGGUGAUGGUGAAAGGAGUGGACAGACUCACCCUCCUGCUCCCCAAAACUGUCCUUUCAUACCCUUUGGUGCAUGCAGUUCCUUUCAGCCUUGACAGUGUUGCAAAUGCCAUCUAUUCCUUAUUUUAUGAAGCAAAUCCAGUGGUCUUGCAAUUGGCUCCCAGUGAGGAAAGAGUUUCUAUGGUGGGGAAGGCCAAGACAGUGUUUGAAGACCUUUCGGUCACCUUGGGACAGCUCCACAGUCGCCUAUUUCAAGAAAACUCCAUUCUCCAUUCCCUUCCCCUCAAUUCUCUGAGUAGAAACAAUGAAGUGGAUUUGCUCUUUCUUUCGGAGCUGCAAGUGCUGCAUGAUAUUUCCAGUUUGUUGUCUCAACAUAAGCAUCUAGCCAAGGAUCAUUUUCCUGAUUUAUAUUCACUGGAGCUGGCAGGCUUGGAUGAAAUUGGGAAGCAUUAUGGAGAAGAAUCUUCACAAUUCCAAGAUGCAUCCAAGAUCCUGGCAGAUGCUCUACAGAAAUUUGCAGAUGACAUGUACAGCCUUUAUGAUGGCAACUCAGUAGUGGAAUUAGUGACUGUCAGAGCUUUCGACACGUCCCUUGGGAGGAAGGCAAGGGCCAUUCUUCAUCUCAGGGAUGAGAAUGAUGAAGUUCCUUACAACCUUGCGUAUAAGUAUAGCAUUGAAUAUUCGGUGAUAUUUAAUAUGGUCCUGUGGAUAACGAUAGGCCUGACCUUGGCCGUGCUUAUUACCUCCUACAACAUUUGGAACAUGAAUCCUGGAUAUGAAAGCAUCAUUUAUAGGAUGAGAAACCAGAAGAUUCGAAUGGAUUGAACUUUCCUUACACCAAACAAGGAAAAAGAGUUUGGAAUCUGCUGUUUAGUUAAAAAUUAAUCUCUCGUGUAGUUUAAAGUAGGUAACAUACUUUAAAUUUAUAUAAAAAAGGAAAA
Molecule: messenger RNA, 1172 nt
Organism: Suncus etruscus (white-toothed pygmy shrew)
Lineage: Eukaryota; Metazoa; Chordata; Mammalia; Eulipotyphla; Soricidae
Product: renin receptor-like
Exons: 1
Coding region: 1-1056 (351 amino acids)
Biological process (GO): positive regulation of Wnt signaling pathway
Cellular component (GO): membrane; external side of plasma membrane
Molecular function (GO): signaling receptor activity
Source: RefSeq, a predicted model, not a curated record